AUGUUGUUUGAAGAUGCAGGCAUCUUGGAGAAAUCCACAGGAGAAGCAGCAGAAGAAUUAACAACAGCCUGGUUGAAUGAACGCAACGCGCCUGAAGUCUUGCCCUAUGAACGUACACUGGUUGAAUUCUUGAUAGAGACGAUUGAAAGACAGGCAAUCAUGGAGGAUAUGGAAAACCAUGUUGAAAAUAAGUUUGAAAGUAUGGUCUAUCAAACAGAGAUUGAGCGUAUCAAAUAUGUUGUCAAGAGUUAUCUUCGAUGUCGUCUGUUUAAGAUUGAGAAAUUUACAUUGCAUUUAUUAAGACAACCGAAUUUGCGUGAUAUUCUAUCUCAUCAAGAAAUUAUUUAUGCCAGACGAUACCAAGAGUUGAUUGAAAGUCAUUAUCACCAUACUUUCUUGCACCAAUUGCCCAGGACACAACAAAAGCAAGAUGAAGUUAUACAAGACAUGAGUAUGGUAGUUGAACCCAAUUUGGAUGCACCUGUAUUCUGUCGAGUUCUGUCAAACAUUGGACAUGUUGAGAUUGGUCAGAGUGACAGCGUUCUGUUUGAGAUGGGAGAUAUUUACAUAUUACGUUAUUCUGACGUACAGCAUUAUUUAAAAGAGAACAAAAUCAAACUAAUCUAA
Molecule: messenger RNA, 627 nt
Organism: Gilbertella persicaria
Lineage: Eukaryota; Fungi; Mucoromycota; Mucoromycetes; Mucorales; Choanephoraceae
Exons: 3
Coding region: 1-627 (208 amino acids)
Biological process (GO): double-strand break repair via break-induced replication; DNA-templated DNA replication
Cellular component (GO): GINS complex
Source: RefSeq, a predicted model, not a curated record